GUGUGCUUAACGGCGUGACUUUUUUUUUUGAAGACACGGAGUGAAAACAUUCAGUUUCAACUGUGAAAACUCUGCAAAGUUUUGCUGGUUGGAUGCAAAGUUUUGCUGGUUGGAUUCAAAGUUUGUGAAAUGGCUAGGCAGAAUGUGUUGCAGCUCCUGCACGUCGCCAUCUUGUGCCUCCAGCUUCUUCUGCCCUCGUUGCUCGGUGAGAAUCUGCUGUGCUACUUCAGCCCCAUCCAGGAGAAGGAGAAGAAGUCUGAAGUUAUUGUGACGGAGUGUCGUCCAGGAGAGGUGUGCUUCAAGGCUAUGGGUCGCUACGGAAACUUCACAGCCCUGUCGGCCAUGGGGUGUGUGUUGGAGGACAGCUGUAGGAGACAAAGCAACCUCCGUGUCAGAGGGACGGUCUAUGCACUGACCUACAUCUGCUGCGACUGGUCAUACUGUAACUCAGGGGUCACAGUCAAACCUUUUUAUUUCCUUGUACCACUUGUGGCUCUCUCCACCAUGGCUUGUUUGUGAGUGAAAUAAGUAACGGCUAAGGGGGAGGGGGGGGGGGGGGGGACAUCCUGCCUGAAAACUCAGUGAUGUGCACCUUCCUAACGCCACAGUUGUUUUUUUAUGCUGUAUUUUGUUCUGGUGAGUGUUUAUGUUUCUUUUAUUCCAAGAUCUGUCAAUAAAUA
This is a messenger RNA of Fundulus heteroclitus (mummichog), 680 nucleotides long. It is a transcript of the gene bncr, whose product is annotated as bouncer. Lineage: Eukaryota; Metazoa; Chordata; Actinopteri; Cyprinodontiformes; Fundulidae. The transcript has 2 exons. Bases 130 to 519 code for a protein of 129 amino acids. The record is from RefSeq and is a predicted model, not a curated record.